AUGAAACUCAGAGCUCUACUACGAGAUAAGGACGUGACGGAAGUGGCAGCAACGCUGGAAUUGAUUAAGCCAGGUGUCCGCGAGCUCAGCUCGUAUUUGACUACGCAUGAAACAAAGAAGAAAGGUGACGGAAAAUCAAUCCAGUGGAUGUCGGACACGGAAUAUAUUUGGGAGGUUGUGCGCUUCCGACUACCGGAGUCCGUCGUUGAAGACGCUCUAGCUAAACUGAGAGGUGGUUUGGCAAAAGGGGAGGAGAGUGAGCUGGACAGUGAUGGAGGGGUGACACGCGAAACGGAAGGUUACGUGGCCGCCAUUGAGAGAGUUGGCAGAUUUACCCGGGUGCAGUUAGAAGCGAUGCAGUCGCUGUGGAAUUGGCAGGCUACAUGCCGGAAUGCGGUACUGUGUCGCACAUGGCUAAGCCAAGACGUGAAAGGUAUCGUAGCGGACCCCGCCCCCCCUGGGCUGUUUCUUGGCAAAGUACUCGAGUGCUGGCCAUACACACCGCUACAUGGCUUUGGCUUCGACCUGACCUACGCAGACCUUUUCUGCUUCAGACACUCCGCUUGGCUGAACGACAACGCCUUGCGGGCGUUUACCGUGUUUCUGUCUACUUACAAGAACAAUGUGACGGUGAUGGUUCCCCCUCUUAAGAAGGGUAAGAUGGGGAAUCACAUACUCGCACCAACGUCGCUGGACGAGGUUGCUUGUGGUAUUGAGGCGCAUGCUUUUGUAUUUAUGCCGGUCAAUUUCGGUGGAGUUCAUUGGGGAUGCAUCGUAGUGGACCGUGAAGCGCGGCUAGUGAAGACGUAUGACAGCAUGGGUGGGAAGAGAAACAAGAAACGGCUUAAGAAGAUGGCAAGCGAGCUCCUUGCAGGCCCCCUUGAGGAUGAAGCGUACAGCGACGUCGAAGUGACGGAGCCGAAGCAGACAGAUAGCGAUAGCUGCGGGGUGUUUGCGUGCCGUCUAUUGUGGACGUGCGUUGACAGCGAAGUGCCAAGUGAUGUGUCUCCCAGUGGCGUCACCAAGCUGCGUUGGGCAAUGCUGCACAAGAUCACCACGAUGAAGCGUAGCUAG
Molecule: messenger RNA, 1074 nt
Organism: Phytophthora sojae
Lineage: Eukaryota; Oomycota; Peronosporomycetes; Peronosporales; Peronosporaceae
Exons: 1
Coding region: 1-1074 (357 amino acids)
Biological process (GO): proteolysis
Molecular function (GO): cysteine-type peptidase activity; deNEDDylase activity
Source: RefSeq, a predicted model, not a curated record